Molecule: messenger RNA, 1054 nt
Organism: Orbicella faveolata
Lineage: Eukaryota; Metazoa; Cnidaria; Anthozoa; Scleractinia; Merulinidae
Product: collagen triple helix repeat-containing protein 1-like
Source: RefSeq, a predicted model, not a curated record
ACGCGUUUUAGCGCGAAACAAGAGAGACAAGAGAGCAAAACUGAAGGCAGAUUCUUUCGGGUUCGGCAUAUGAGAAGUAUUUGUAGUUCUUCCGAUAAAAAAGGGGAAUCAAAUCGUUCGGGUCUCCAAAUUUCUGGAACGAUACAAGUCAAGUCGUUUGGAAGUGAAGAGUUUGCUGAGAACGGUCAAGAAAAAGAUGAAACAAUGAGUUUCGUCAUCUUUAUCAGUUGCCUUGCUGGAUGUAUGAUUCCACACUUGGUGUUUUCCGCCAACCAGUCGACACAGCCAUCUGUGACUCCAUCGACUUGCGCAGCAAGUGGCGUACCUGGUGUCCCUGGGGUACCCGGGCUCAAUGGAAAAGAUGGGGCGAAGGGUGACCGCGGGCCUACGGGAGCCCCCGGUAAAACUGGAUCUCAGGGCCCCGAAGGGGCCAAAGGCGCUAAAGGAGAACAGAAUGUCCAGGCCCCUCAGAGAAACUGGAAACAAUGCGCGUGGAAGAGCCUUAAUGAUGGGAGAGACUAUGGGCUGAUAAAGGACUGUGUUUUUACCAAGCUUGCCUAUGAUACAGCCUUGAAAGUGGAGUACAACGGUGACUACAGAAUAGCUUACUGCCUGGAUUGCUGUAAGCGAUGGUACUUCACCUUUGAUGGUGCUGAGUGUAAAGGUCCCCUAGCCAUUGAUGGUCUUAUCCAUAUUUAUCGAAACAACGGCAAAACGGACACCAAUAUACACAAAACAACUUAUAUUGGAGGAUACUGCCAGGGAAUUUCUGCAGGAACCGUCCGAGUGGGAAUAAAUGUGGGGGACUGUGUGGGGAAGAAAUCCGGGUCUGAUGCCUAUACCGGGUAUAACUCCGUGACCCGGAUCAUGAUCGAGGAGGUGCCUCCACCCCAGAAAUAGCUGCAAAGAAACACAGAAAGCCCCAAACAGCCGCAGUUUGUUUGCUUAUCAUAAACAACAAGUUCGCUUGUAGUUUGAUGUAAAUUAGAUGCGGAAUAUCAGUAUAAUAAACAAAGGGAUUUAUAUCUAACAGCAAUUAAAAGGUUUUAAAGCA